CCAGGCACAGGAAGAGAGUGCCUGGAAGCUGGUUGUCACGGCAACAUGAGGGCUGAUUUGUACGAGAAAGGCGGGCCUUUAGUCACGUGAUCAGGUCAGUGGUCGAGGCCAGAGGAGAGCUAGGCGGGAGGCUGUUGCCCGGCAACGCCUGGGCGCGGAGUCCCCACAGUAUAGCCCCUCCCCCCGAGGAGGUGGGCUCGGAGUCGCGUGACUCAGACCCUACGGGAGGGGGCGCGGUCGGAGACUGGCGGACGCAGUGGUGAAGUGAGGGAAGCGGGGCGCACGCGUGACUCCCAGGCCCGGACCCCAGCCCCGCUGGACAGCGGGAGAAACUGAGCCCUGAGUGGGUGAGUUCGCGAUUGGGAGAGUGCAGUGAGUCGCACGCCCCCUUUGUCCAGAGGGGAAACUGAGGCCCGGCGAGGUCAGGGGGCCGGUGGGUUCUGCGAGGAUCGGGUUUCCUCCUUUCCUCCCCCUUCAGAGCCUGGCUGUUUCAUCCAUCCAUUCAUCUCUCCGCCCACUCACCCACCCAGCCUGCCAGCCAACCCCUGCGAGGGAACUAUGGUCAGGGCCAGUUUGAGGAGAAUGUUGAGCUGUGGGGCUUCAGGGCUUUCCCUGGAAGUGGGGAGAGGUGGGAGAGUGUUCCCUGCUGAGGGGACGCUGGCGUGACUGGGUUAGGGCGAGGAGUUCACUUUUCUGAGAACUGAUAGAUUCAUGGAUAGGAAGUGGGGAAGAUGAGGAUGGACAGAGAGCCGAGGCCAGACCUGCUGGGUCUCGUGGGCUGAGGUGAGGAGGGUGUGGUCUCCAUCUGGGGCAGUGGUGAGCCCUGGGAGGGUUUGGAACAGGAAGGGACAUCUCAGAUGUUUUUGGACAAAGAUCCCUAUGGCCUUUCCUCUUUGCCCCAUGCAGUUCAGAGGAUAGAAACCCUAAGAUGUAAUGGGCUUGUGCCCUUUUCAGGGGAGAUCCUUGACCCCCUUAACUUUAAUCACCUGGCCUGUUUUUAUCUUUCACCUUCUCCCUGGAACAAGUAAAUCGGCUUCCCCAGCUGAAGUCACAUCUUAACCCUGAUGACACGGGCACCUCCAUCUCCAAGCCAGUCCUGAGUGUCCGAUUCCUUCUGGGUGUCUCCAGACAGAGUUAUCUUUCUGGGCUCCCCCACCUCUCACCUCCCACAUUCCUCAUAUCACUCUGGGUCAGUCUAUCUGUUGAGUACCUACUGCAUGUCUGGCAGUUCAGGGCACGGAAGAUCCAAAAGGGAGCAAAACAGAAGCAGGUUUCCAUUUCCUUUCUGCCCUCAUGGAGCUGAGUCUAAGGGGAGAGAGGGAUCCUGAACAGGUAACAAAUCAUCAAGAUGAUUUCAGGGGAUGACAAGUGCUGAGAAGGAGAAAAAUUCUACAGGCCUGUGCCGGCCCCCCCCCUCUCCCGCUGCAGACUCAGGGAGGGCCAUGAAGGUGCUGCUGCUCGUGGGGCUGGGAGCCCUGUUCUUUGCCUAUUAUUGGGAUGACAACUUUGACCCAGCCAGCCUCCAGGGAGCCCGUGUGCUGCUGACUGGAGCCAGCGUGGGCAUCGGGGAGGAGCUGGCAUAUCACUACGCGCGCCUGGGCUCCCACCUGGUGCUCACUGCCCACACCGAGGCUCUCCUGCAGAAGGUGGUAGGGAACUGCCGGAAGCUGGGCGCUCCCAAGGUCUUCUACAUCGCUGCGGACAUGGCCUCCCCUGAGGUGCCCGAGCGCGUGGUGCAGUUUACGCUGGACAAGCUGGGAGGGCUGGACUACCUGGUGAUGAACCACCUCGGCGCCGCCCCAGCAGGCACGCGGGGCCGCAGCGCCCAGGCGACACGAUGGCUUAUGCAGGUGAAUUUCCUGAGUUACGUGCAACUGACUUCGUUGGCGCUGCCGAGUCUGACUGACAGCAAGGGCUCCCUGGUGGUGGUGUCCUCGUUGCUAGGCCGCGUGGCCACGUCCUUCUCCAGCCCCUACUCGGCGGCCAAGUUCGCGCUGGAUAGCUUCUUUGGCUCUCUCCGGCGGGAGCUGGAUGUGCAGGACGUGAACGUCGCCAUCACCAUGUGCGUCCUGGGCCUCCAGGAUCGCGCCUCGGCCGCCGAGGGAGUCAGGGGCGUCACAAGGGCCAAGGCGGCCCCAGGGCCCAAGGCAGCCCUGGCUGUGAUUCGUGGCAGCGCCACGCGUGCCUCCGGCGUCUUCUACCCGUGGCGCUUCCAUCUGCUCUGCCUGCUUCGCGGCUGGAUGCCACAGCCAAGGGCCUGGUUCAUCCGCCAGGAGCUCAACAUCACGACCCCCGCUGCUGCCUGAGCCCCUGGGCUUAAUGCCCCUUCGUCUUCCCAGAAGAAGACCCUCCAGCCAAUCGUCCUGGAGCCCGGACAGACACCUCUGAGCAGGUGGCCAAGGGCCAAAAGAAAGUCAUCAAGACAGAAAAGUAAACCUGAGAAAAACUACCAGCACCUGAAAGCAGUCAGAACUCGGGGCGUGCCCGGCAUCUUGUCAGGGACUUGGAAGGCAAUUAAUUACCUCAGUCUUCUCAGCUGUCAUUGAUGAUAUGAUUGCUGCUUCCAUUUUGCAGAUGAGCAAACUGAGGCUCAGAGAGGCUAUGUGACUUGCCUCAGGGCCCUGGCCACAUCCAGCAGGUCACAACACUACUGAGCCACCCUUGGAACCCUCUCUAUUUGCGACCUGAAACCACUGCGUCCCUGAUUUGUUCUUUCCACUCUCAGCCUGGGAGCAUCCCCCAACCAUUUUCCCGAGCAGGGGAGCCCUCGAAGCUGUCGAGUUGAUGGUGGGGUCUGAGGAGGGGGAAGAGGAAAAGAAUGUGUUCUGGGCUGGAUCCAGCCUCCCAUUUGAUAAUAAAAAGCUUUCUUCCCUUCCA
This is a messenger RNA of Aethalodelphis obliquidens (Pacific white-sided dolphin), 2877 nucleotides long. RefSeq names its product hydroxysteroid 11-beta dehydrogenase 1 like (gene HSD11B1L). Gene Ontology annotation, molecular function: oxidoreductase activity. Gene Ontology annotation, cellular component: intracellular membrane-bounded organelle. The record is from RefSeq and is a predicted model, not a curated record. The coding region runs from base 1362 to 2306 and encodes 314 amino acids. The transcript is spliced from 8 exons. Lineage: Eukaryota; Metazoa; Chordata; Mammalia; Artiodactyla; Delphinidae.